CGGGGCGCUCGGGGCCGGGGAUGCGAGCGGCGGCGCGGGGCCAGGCUGCAGCCCGCCGCCCGGCCCGGGCCAUGGACACGCCGAGCGGCCCCGAGCGGAGACGGCCGCAGCGCGCGCCCUCGCCCGCCAGACCCGGCCUGCAGGAGCCGCCGGGCCGCGCCGCCGCGCCCGCCGCCCCCGACCGCCUCCCGCGCCGCGGCGGCUGCAAGGACAAGCCCCCGCCGGGCGCCGCCAGGGCCGCGCCGAGCCCCAGGAAGCCGCCGUCCCGGGCGGGGAAGCCUCCCGGGCCGCCCGCUGCCACCAAGACUCGGAAGGCGCCGCGCAGCCCCGCGCCCUCCGCGCCCCCCGCACCCCCCGCCGCCUCCGCCGCCCCCGCGGCCCCCGGCCCCGGCUCCCGCAGCAGCCAAGCCGACAGCAGCUCCGAUCUGUCCGACGGCCCCUCCGAGCCCCUGUCGGACGAGCAGCGCCCGCGCCCCGCCGCCGGCAGCGAUGCCCGCAGUCCCGGCCGCCCCUCGCUCCUCGCCUGCGCCUGCCCCGGCCUUCGCGGCAGCCUGGUCGGGAGCCCCCCGGGCCGAGCAGCGCCGGGACCCCCGAAGGAGCCGGCGGCCCAGGAGGAGGAGCUGCUACGGGAGGUGGAGGAGCUGCGCUCCGAGAACGACUAUCUUAAGGAUGAGCUGGAUGAACUCCGUGCUGAAAUGGAAGAGAUGAGGGACAGUUACCUGGAGGAAGACGUUUACCAGCUGCAGGAGCUGCGGCGAGAACUGGACCGUGCUAAUAAGAACUGCCGAAUCCUACAGUACCGCCUCAGGAAAGCCGAGCAGAAAAGCCUGAAAGUGGCUGAGACGGGGCAGGUGGACGGAGAGCUGAUCCGCAGCCUAGAGCAGGACCUGAAGGUAGCCAAAGAUGUAUCUGUCAGAUUGCACCAUGAACUUGAAACCGUGGAGGAAAAGCGUGCUAAAGCUGAAGAUGAAAAUGAAACUCUCCGACAGCAGAUGAUUGAAGUGGAAAUAUCCAAACAGGCCCUCCAAAAUGAACUGGAGAGGCUGAAGGAGAGUUCCCUAAAAAGAAGAGGCAGCCGAGAAGUGUAUAAAGACAAGAAAACCUUCAACCAGCAGAGUGGUGGAGUGGAGCGCCUUGGGAACUGCAGGUCUGCAACCAAAACUCAAAGGAAACUGGCACCCCGGCGCAAGGAUGACAGUGCCGAUUUGAAGUGCCAGCUACAGUUUGCCAAAGAGGAAGGAUCCCUGAUGCGCAAAAAGAUGGCCAAGCUGGGGAGGGAGAAGGACGAGCUGGAACAGGAACUCCAGAAGUACAAGGCCCUCUACGGCGAUGUGGACAGCCCACUGCCCACGGGUGAAGCCGGUGGGCCCCCCAGCACCAGGGAGGCUGAGCUGAAGCUUCGGCUGAAGCUGGUGGAGGAAGAGGCCAACAUCUUGGGGCGGAAGAUCGUGGAGCUGGAGGUGGAGAACCGAGGCCUCAAGGCCGAGAUGGAGGACCUGCGGGGUCAGUGUGAGCGGGAGGGGCCCGGCCGGGAGCACAUGGCCAGUAUUCCUACCUCACCCUUCGGGGACUCCCUGGAGUCCUCCGCGGAGCUCCGCCGACACCUGCAGUUUGUGGAGGAGGAGGCCGAGCUACUCCGGAGAUCCAUAGCAGAAAUCGAAGACCACAACCGGCAGUUGACCCAUGAGCUGAGCAAGUUCAAGUUUGGCCCGGAGCCGGGGUGGCUGGGCGACAGCGUGGGCAAGGGUGCCGCGCCGGCGCCGCUGCAGGAGGAGCUGAAGUCAGCCCGCCUGCAGAUCAGCGAGCUGAGCGGGAAAGUGCUGAAGCUGCAGUACGAGAACCGCGUGCUGCUCUCCAACGUCCAGCGCUAUGACCUGGCGGCACACCUGGGCCUGCACGGCCCCAGCCCCCGGGACAGCGACGGCGACAGCGACGCCGGCAAGAAGGAGAGCGACGGCGAGGAAGGCCGCCUGGCCCAGCCCAAGCGGGAGGGGCCGAUCGGCGGCGAGAGCGACUCGGAGGAGACGUUCGAGAAGACGUCGGGCUUCAGCAGCGGCGGCGAGCCGUGUCCCGCGGAGCUGGCGCGGGCCCGGGAGGGCUCGGAGUGCCUGGUGAGCAUCAGGCACGAGGCGGAGCGGCUGGAGCGGAGCGUGGAGCGGCUCAUCACAGACACCGCCGGCUUCGAUGCCGACGUGGGGCUGGCGGGCGGCGGCGAGUCCUCGCCGGGGCCUGACGCCCAGGGCACAGGGGGCAAGGGCGAAGGGAGCAAGAGCGAGCCCCAGCUGCUCGGGACCAUCAACGUGAGGAUGAAGGCUUUCAGGAAGGAACUUCGGGCCUUCUUGGAACAGGUGAACCGGAUCGGGGACGGCCUGUCCCCUCUGCCCCAGCUCUCAGAGUCUUCUAGCUUUCUCUCCACCAUGACCUCCGUGUCCCGGGACUCUCCCGUCGGGACCCUGGGGAAGGAGCUGGUCCCGGACCUGCAGUCCAAACUGAGAGAACAGAUGGAGUGGCAGCCGCUGGCUUUGGAGCAAGGCAACGAGCGGGAGCCGCUGCGCCUGCACACCUCGGGGGAGCCGCACCGCAGAGCCGAUGGGGAUUCUGGCAACUUCCGGCCGGGAAGCCAGAGCUGCUUCAACCUAGAGAUGGAGGAGGAGCAUCUUUAUGGUCUGAGGUGGAAAGAGCUGGAAAUGCACAGCCUGGCUCUGCAGAGCACCUUCCAUGAGCGGACCUGGAGUGAUGAGAAGAAUCUAAUGCAGCAGGAGCUCCGUUUCCUGAAGCAGAACAUCUUCCUUUUCUAUGUCAAACUCAGGUGGCUGCUAAAACACUGGCGGCAAGGGAAAAGAAUGGAAGAGGAAGAAGAUUUGGCUGAGGGUGAGCACCCAGAGACUCUUCCCAGGCUUGGGGAAGUUCGAGUCCAGGGGGACCUCAAGAGGGAAGGUCCAGACCAAGAGGACAAUAGUCCAGGCCUCGGAUUUCCCACAGGGGACCAUUCUCCCCACUGCCCUGUGCAGAUGGGUGAACACGGGUCAUGGCUGCAACCUGCAAAUGGUGGACAAUUCCAUGGACAGGUGGAAAACCAGCAGCUGUUCGGCGCACUCAGGAGCCUGCUGGAGGAGCUGCGGAUGGAGCUGCAGGAGGACCAGCACGCCCGGCUGCGGCUGCAGCAGCAGUACGCCGGCGACAAGGCAGCCUGGGACGUGGAGUGGGCCGUGCUCAAGUGCCGCCUGGAGCAGCUGGAGGGGAAGACUGAGAAUAACUUGGGAGAAACAGGCUCCCCCGUGGACAACAAAGGGGCAUUCAAGAAAGAGAGGGAGACCCACCAGAAGCUCCUGGCUGACAGCCAUGGCCUGGUCAUGGACCUGCGCUGGCAGAUCCACCACAGCGAGAAGAACUGGAACCGGGAGAAGGUGGAACUUCUCGACCGCCUCGACAGAGAUCGGCAGGAGUGGGAGCAGCAGAAGAAGGAGUUUUUGUGGAAAAUAGAGCAGUUGCAGAAAGAAAAUAAUUCUCGGAGAAAUGGCGCUUUCCUCUGUGACCAAAAAGAAGGCAACAUUCACCCCUUUGCCCACUCAGGAAGCCCCCGAGUGCCCCGCCCCAUGGCUAUGUGGUCAUGUGCAGAUGCCGACUCCACUGCGUUUGAAGACCGUCCACUGUCCAAGCUGAAGGAAUCGGACAGGUGCUCUGCACGGGAGAACCUCUACCUGGACGCCCUGUCCCUGGACAGCGAGGAUCCAGAGGAGCCUCCGGCACGAGGGCCCCACAAGGAUUUUAGGAACUGCCUCCCUGAGGAAGAAGAACAUCACAAGGGAAAUCUUCAAAGGGCUGUGUCUGUGUCCUCCAUGUCCGAGUUCCAGCGCCUGAUGGACGUCUCUCCCUUCCUGCCGGAGACCGGUCGGCCGGCGAGCAGCAGCAGAGAGGACAUUACUCCUCCCCUGUCCCCCGAUGACCUCAAGUACAUCGAGGAGUUCCAGCCCAGGGCCUGGGGCGAGAGGACCGCUCGGGGGGAGGCGGGGCGUGAGAGCAGCGCAGACGCCACCUGGUACCUCACCACGAGCAUCACCAUGACCACGGACACCAUGACCAGCCCGGAGCACUGCCAGAGGCCCGCGCUGCGGAGCCACGUCCGCGCCGAGCCGUCGGGGGUGCGAGUGCUGCACAGCCCGCCCGCCGUGCGCAGGGUGGACAGCGUGGCGGGCCCUCCGGAGCCGGCCCCAGGCAGGGCGCAGGGCAACCCCUCGGAGCAUGGGGUCGGCCGCUGGCCCGGCACCCCCCGCAGACAGCCCCGGGACGGGCCCCGCUGCGCCCCGCUAGCCUUCGCUGCACCCCUGCACGGCCUGCAGAUGUCCAGGAACCUGAGUGACGACAUGAAGGAGGUGGCCUUCUCGGCCAGGCCGCAGCGCAGGGACACGGCGUGCCAGACGGCAGGGCCGCCAGCGGCGCGCGUCAGCGUGGGGCUGCAGACCGAGGCAGCGCGGGGCAGCGCGGCCAGACCGGGGCCCGGGAACACGCCCGCCUCAUCCCCGUCGCGGGGGCCCAGGGCCCGGCCGCCGGCGCCCAGCGACAAGGGGUCAGCCAGGUUCGAGCGCGCCUGCUGCUCCCCGAAGCUGCCGCGGAGGCCGCCGCCCAGGGCCGAGCCAGCCGCCAGGACCACGCAGGGCUCGGCCUGGGCGCGCUCCACCACCACGCGCGAGAGCCCGGUGCACUCGGCCAUCGGUGAUGGCCUCUCCAGCCUCUUCACCAUCGUCGGGCCCAGCCCCGAGCCCUUCCCGAAGGGCGCGCGCAACGCCUGCCGCUCGCGCUCGGCCGAGCCCCGCGCGCAGCCCAGCCCCGACGCCGGCUCCCGGGGCCGCUCGCCCAGCCCCCGGGGCCCCGGCCCAGACCCGCGGGAGGACGGCGGGGAGGCCGCGCCCGUGCGCCAGGACCUGUCAGCGCCGCCCGGCUACACGCUGGCCGAGAACGUGGCUCGCAUCCUCAAUAAGAAGCUGUUGGAGCAUGCCUUAAGGGAGGAGCGCAGACAGGGCCCCCACGGCGUCCCGGGUCUGAACAGUGACAGCCACACCGCAGAAACGGCUAGAGCCGAGCCAGGGUCCAUGGAGGAACUACCUUGUUCCGCACUAGCUCCUUCCCUAGAACCCUGCUUCUCCAGGCCCGGAAGACCAGCAAACCGCCGCCCUCCGUCCCGUUGGGCCCCACAUUCCCCCACUGCCUCACUGGUUCCGCUCCCUGGAGACCCGGCUUUGCUGGAGGAACAGGGCGAUGAGGAGCCGCCUGGGGAGAAGCCCCACCUGUGACGUGAUGCAAGUUUGCAUGGAUUGUCACGGAAUAAUUCACUGAUUUGCAAACCCGACACCAUCGUCAUCAACCAAAUGCUGCCCCAAAGGAGAGAUCUAGUUUCCUAAGGUCAAAGAAUGUUUGAACACACACACACACACACACACACACACACACACACACAGCUGCUGAAUGUUCAACCUGUGAAACUGAGAUGUUUCUAGAAUGAAACAGUAAACGUGCCUGUAAUAACUUAAUUUUUUCAUAACUCAGAAAACUAUUUUUGUCUCCAUCUUUUUUAUGCACAAUAUAUUAAACAAUAAAGGGUAAAUAAGAUAUAAAUAAAUUUAAGAUAUAAACGUUUUCAAGAUCUACCUUUUAAGAGAUUCUGAACUCUCGCACUCCCGAGACGGACUGCCUCUCCUCCAUUUGCACUUUCCCGUUUUGCUUUGGUUUCUUUCCACAUUGAGGUUGAGUGUUUUAAGUUCCUUUCAUUUGGUCAAUGUUGCUAUUCUCUGAAGACUCUUUGAAAGGCUCAUGACUGUCUGAGCCGAUGAACUCUUUGGAGUGGAAAGCCAUGAAGCCAGUAGACAUGACAGAUGCCCUCUGGACUGAAGGGGACAAGCCAGGAUGCUUUUGAAGGUAUAGCGUCCUCAGCCGGGCUGACAGAAUCCGCUGCAUAAUCCACGUAUCCUACUCGACCUGCACGUCCUCGGGUCCGAAGCACCGCGGUGCAUGUACAUGCUGCUACCAUGUUCUCCCAUAGCCUCCUUGUGUCUGUCUGCUGUAGGAUGUUUUAACCCCCUUGUCCUGCACUUUCACUGUUGUCUUCUAGCAUUGAUGAUUCUACCACCAUGGCAUUUUUUUAAGUUAUUGUUAAAGAAUUAAUUGGCAAUAUACAGUGUUUACUCGGAAAUUUUCUUGUUUAAGGACAAACACUACAAAAUGUGAGGAUACCAAAUUGAAAGAAAGAAUGGUGCCUCAGAGUCUGUACAGGACGAUGACAAAGUAGAAAUAAAGUCUUUACGAGAUGGCA
This is a messenger RNA of Sorex araneus (European shrew), 6307 nucleotides long. RefSeq names its product microtubule crosslinking factor 1 (gene MTCL1). NCBI's taxonomy places the organism in Eukaryota, Metazoa, Chordata, Mammalia, Eulipotyphla, Soricidae. Gene Ontology annotation, biological process: regulation of autophagy; establishment or maintenance of epithelial cell apical/basal polarity; microtubule bundle formation. The transcript has 15 exons. Gene Ontology annotation, molecular function: microtubule binding. Gene Ontology annotation, cellular component: midbody; apicolateral plasma membrane; microtubule bundle. Bases 21 to 5291 code for a protein of 1756 amino acids. The record is from RefSeq and is a predicted model, not a curated record.